This is a messenger RNA of Galdieria sulphuraria, 1071 nucleotides long. Its product is annotated as tRNA pseudouridine synthase B isoform 1. The coding region runs from base 98 to 925 and encodes 275 amino acids. The record is from RefSeq and is a predicted model, not a curated record. Lineage: Eukaryota; Rhodophyta; Bangiophyceae; Galdieriales; Galdieriaceae. Gene Ontology annotation, cellular component: mitochondrion. Gene Ontology annotation, biological process: tRNA modification; mRNA pseudouridine synthesis. The transcript is spliced from 6 exons. Gene Ontology annotation, molecular function: pseudouridine synthase activity; RNA binding.
CAAUUGACUUAAAUAAUUUUUUCUUUCUCUCUUUGUGGACCAUUCUCCUUUCUUAUUAUUAUCAACCCCCCAUUAUUAUUAUUAUUAUUAUUUAUUUAUGAGGCGCUUAUUAUUUUUGCGACCCUUUCCUGUUCAAACUCUCAAGAAAAAGUUAUCCAUCAUAAAGCCUCGUUUCUUUUGCUCUGUUCAUUCUCCAUCCACUAGCCUUAGUGGUAUAUUCCCUGUACGAAAACCUCUCCAUUAUACUUCCUUCGAUGUCGUGAAACAGAUUCGUUCUAUCAUCUUGCAAGACUAUAAAAACUCUGGAAAACCUUGCAAGUGGAUCAAGGUUGGCCAUGGGGGUACAUUGGAUCCUUUUGCUACCGGAGUGUUGGUGAUUGCUGUAGGUUCAACUUGUUCCCAACUAGAAAGAUUUCUCCAAGGCUCCAAAAGAUACCGAGCCACUUUGAAGUUUGGAGAAGAAACGGAUACCUUGGACAACACUGGCACAAUUGUGGAUACCAAACCUGUUCCUAAUAUCUCUAUUGAUGACAUUCGAUCUGUAUUACCUCGCUAUAUGGGAGUUAUUGAGCAAGUUCCACCAGCUUAUUCUGCUAUUCAUGUGAAUGGUAAACGUGCUUAUGAAUGGGCAAGAAAAGGAGUGGCUAUAGAAUUACCCAAAAGAAAGGUACGCAUUGAUCACAUCGAAUGCACUUAUUGUUGCAUGCCGAUAGCAGAAUUUUCUAUCGAAUGUAGUGGAGGUACUUAUAUUCGUCGUUUGUUAUCGGAUAUUGUUCAACAAGAGUGGCAAACAGUGGGUCAUUUAGUUGCUUUGGAGAGAACCCAACAAGGUCCAUUUCUUUUAUCCGAUGCCGUAUCUUUGCAAGACUUGAAGCAAAUGUCCCACAUUCAAUGCACAAUGCAACGAUUUGCUCAUUUUCUAUAAACUGAAGAUAUGUUGGUACGAUAUCGAGUAGGAAAGACUACUUUUGAGUUGGUUACCAAAGAGGGAACUGUUCAGAAAUAUAGGAAAGGAGAAAUAAAGUCAUUGGAAGAUGUAUGAUCUUUCUUAAGAAAGGGGAUAGUCUACAU